This is a messenger RNA of Nematolebias whitei (Rio pearlfish), 1619 nucleotides long. It is a transcript of the gene asah1b, whose product is annotated as N-acylsphingosine amidohydrolase (acid ceramidase) 1b. Lineage: Eukaryota; Metazoa; Chordata; Actinopteri; Cyprinodontiformes; Rivulidae. The transcript has 14 exons. Gene Ontology annotation, biological process: fatty acid metabolic process. Gene Ontology annotation, cellular component: lysosome. The record is from RefSeq and is a predicted model, not a curated record. The coding region runs from base 45 to 1223 and encodes 392 amino acids. Gene Ontology annotation, molecular function: fatty acid amide hydrolase activity; N-acylsphingosine amidohydrolase activity.
UGAUAAAAAACAGAAGCCCAGUAGUCAAAGAGCAGAUUUUCAAAAUGGGACACUUUAAUUUUCUUAUUUUAGCCGCUUUUUUCUCCGUCACGUCCACACAGUUUAUACCGCCGUAUACAGAAGACUGCCGGACAGACAUGUACCCACCAAAUGGUCCCACGUUCAAAGGAGACGUCAGCUGGUACACUGUGGACCUCGACUUACCACCCAAAGAGAGAUGGGCGGCUGUGAUCUCCGACAAAAAAAACUAUCUGGUCUCGAUGAUUCAAGCCAUCAGAGACUUGGCAGAUGCUUUUGUGCCCAGUGGACGACUGGUAGAGAUGGUUGACCUUAUACUGCCUUUAAUGGUAAACACGCUCCCAAAUCCAUUUCGUGAUGAGAUCAAAGGAAUUGCUGAAGUUUCAGGAGUUCCUCUUGGUGAAGUAGUCUUGUUUAACAUCUUCUAUGAGGUGUUCACUGUGUGCACAUCAGUUGUUGCAGAGGAUGAGAAAGGAAACCUCCUCCAUGGAAGAAAUUUAGAUUUUGGACUAUUUAUGGGCUGGGAUGAGAAGAACAAGUCAUGGACCAUCAGUGAGAAGCUGAAGCCCCUCGUGGUCAACCUGGAUUUCAAAAGAAACCAGCAGACGGUUUUUAAGUCGACAAACUUUGCCGGCUAUGUCGGCAUGCUCACGGGCAUCAAACCUCAUAUAUUCACUUUAACGAUGAACGAGCGCUUCAGCGUCGACGGAGGAUACAUUGGAAUCAUGGAGUGGGUCAUGGGACAAAGAGAUGGGAUGUGGAUGAGCUUUCUCACUCGAUCUGUUCUAGAAAAUGCAAAUAGCUAUGAAGAAGCCAAAAAGACACUGGCUCAGACCAAGAUGCUCGCUCCAGCUUACUUCAUCCUCGGAGGUAACCAAACGGGGCAGGGCUGCAUCAUCACCAGGUCCAGGCUGCUCAGCAUUGAUGUCUUGGAGAUUGAUGUGAAACUGGGCCGCUGGUACGUCUUGGAGACAAACUACGACCACUGGGAGGAUCCUUUUUUCCUGGACGAUCGGAGGACUCCUGCCAUGACGUGUAUGAACCGGACCACGCAGGCGAACAUCUCUGUGAGAACACUGUACGACAUGCUCUCAACCAAACCAGUGUUAAACAAGCUGACCACAUACACAACUCUGAUGAAAGUGUCGGAGGGAAAACUGGAGUCGUACAUCCGGGACUGUCCAGAUCCGUGCAUGCCUUGGUGAUCCUACGAACAGACUCCUGAUCAGUUUGCAGAAUGCCUGAAGGUUGAUUCAUCUCGGUACAAAGUGUCAAGCUUUUAAGUUUCCACAGUAACUACUGACCUGAGCACUUUUGUAACGCUGCUGUCAUUUCUCACAUUUAAAGAUACAGCUCAAAUCUUUUCUGUGGAAAAGUUUUAAACGGUACCUUACCUGUUGAAGGACCUCAGUUUGAAGGAAUGGUUCAAUUCUGACCAGAUUGACGAGCUAAUAGGUAGGCCAAGAGAGGACAUUUAAAUCUUCAGUUUGUGUUCUUUUACAAGCCUUUACAUCGUAAAUUUCACAUUAGUUAUUUAUCUAGAAUUCAUUGGUUAUUUGCAAGCAUAAACGGUGUCAGUAGCAGCUAGCUGUAGCACCUUU